GAGCCGAUGCAAGUACUCUGAGCAAUUAACAAUCGAGCAAGCUACUGAUGGAAGUAACAGCGAACGUAGCCAGUCCGCCAAGCCGUCCGCUCUCUGUCCGUGUGUCGGCAGAGACGGAAGGUGCUGACAAUUCCACGGCGGAGGAACCCAUGAGCCCUACCGGAAGAAUCUUGGAGGAGAUGGGUGUCUGCAUCGUCAUCGUGAUGGGGCUCAGCACGCCGGUGAACCUGCCCGUCUUCCGCUCCGGCAUCGAAACAGAGCUGAUUACUCGUUCCUCACGCUUCUGCAGCAUUCAAAUAAUGGAUGGACCCAAGGAUGGCAAGCCGCGAUGGGUGCAAACAGCGGUGAACGUGGACGAACACAUCAUCGUCCCGACGUUCGAUCCUGCUGCCGUGGCUUCUAACCCGGAAAAGGCCGUGGAGGACUAUGUAGCGAUGUUGUCCACACUCCCUAUGGACAGGGGACGCCCGCUUUGGGAGUUCCACUUCCUCAACUUGAAGACCUCCGGCGCGGCCUCUACGGUGGUGCUCCGCCUGCACCACUCCAUCGGUGACGCCAUGUCCAUCAUGACACUCUUCAUGGCUUCGGCAUGCAGCACGGCUGACCCAACUAGGCUGCCGGCCAUGCCACCGCCGCCCAGAAGGACCGGCGCGAUCUAUCAACAGCAGACACGACCUCCGUUGUCUUUGUCAAGCCAUUACCUGGCGUGGGUUUGGUCAUAUUUUGUGUUGGCAUGGCACACGCUGGUGGAUGUCGCAUUGCUUGCUGCGACGGUACUGUUCUUGAGAGAUCCCCGUACGAUGUUCACGCAUAUGCCAGAUGCCAGCGGGUCUCGCCGUUGCAAGCGGUUCGUGCAUCGAAGCCUUAGUCUUGACGAUAUCACGCUCAUCAAGACCGUCAUGAACUGCACUAUCAACGAUGUGCUAGUUGGUGUGACUUCAGCAGCUCUUUCACAAUAUUACUUCAGGAAAUCUGGAGACACUAACACAAAGAGAAUCUGCUUGCGAUCAAUCCUCCCUGUCAACACAAGGCCAAUCUCUAGUCGACAAACAUACGUUACCAAGGUCGAGAAGGGGAAUCGACUUAGCAGUCUCAUCUAUCCAUUUCAUAUAGCCUUGCCCAAUGAUCCCCUUGAGUAUGUUCGCAAGGCAAAAAGGUCUAUGCAUAGGAAAAAGAGCUCUUUAGAAGUGAAGUUUAUACAAGUGGUUGUUGAAUUUUUGGUGAAAUACUUUGGCGCAAAGACAGGAGCUUUUAUCUUCCGCCUAUUUGCCACACGUACAAGCAUACUCUUAUCAAAUGUUGUUGGGCCAUCUGAACAUAUAACGCUAUGUGGGCACCCAAUUUCCUUCAUGGCAAUCACCGCCUACGGGCAACCACAGGCACUGAUCAUGCACUUCCUAAACUACGGUAGCACUAUCCGGGUAACUCUGGCAGUUGAUGAUGCACAAUUCCCAGAUUGUCAUAAGCUUUUAGAUGAUUUUGCUGACUCCAUCAGGCUCAUUAAGGAUGCGGCCGAUCUCAAGACAUUAACAACAUCGAUCAUGAAUGACUGAGUAAUGAAUAGUUGGAUAGGUGGGCCAUGUCAAUAGCACACAUAUAUUAAUUGGAUUAGUAAAAGUACACACAACUCUGUGUAUAAGUAUAGUGUGUGCGUGCGCUAUGUAUGUAUUUUAAUGUGUUGUUUAUGUCUAUCACUAUAAGACUUGUGUUGAAGGUUUCCUUUGUUACAA
This is a messenger RNA of Triticum aestivum (bread wheat), 1730 nucleotides long. RefSeq names its product wax ester synthase/diacylglycerol acyltransferase 11. Lineage: Eukaryota; Viridiplantae; Streptophyta; Magnoliopsida; Poales; Poaceae. Gene Ontology annotation, molecular function: diacylglycerol O-acyltransferase activity. Gene Ontology annotation, biological process: triglyceride biosynthetic process. The record is from RefSeq and is a predicted model, not a curated record. Bases 48 to 1553 code for a protein of 501 amino acids. Gene Ontology annotation, cellular component: plasma membrane. The transcript has 7 exons.